This is a messenger RNA of Paraphaeosphaeria sporulosa, 1965 nucleotides long. RefSeq names its product HET-domain-containing protein. NCBI's taxonomy places the organism in Eukaryota, Fungi, Ascomycota, Dothideomycetes, Pleosporales, Didymosphaeriaceae. Bases 1 to 1965 code for a protein of 654 amino acids. The transcript has 2 exons. The record is from RefSeq and is a predicted model, not a curated record.
AUGCCACCCAAGAAGUCACUCCGAAGAGCAGUUGUCCGACCACGCCGCACCAUCUGUAAAAUAUGCCAUAAUCUGGAUCCACGCGACCAUGCUAGCUCUGUGUACCUCACAGAACGUACAGAAGGGCCUCUUGCAAGUCUGUCUCUUGUUAUAGAUGCGUUCGAACUGUCGAAGCUUAGAUUGCCAAAAGAAGGUGGAUGUCGCUUCUGCAAUGUGUUGUGUCAAGCUCUAGACGCAUUCUUUGGAGGUUGGAGAGGAAGUAGGCAAAGAGUCAACAUCGAGAUUCUAGAGAAAGGCACCAUAGAAAUAGGCCUUGAUCAGGAAGCAUGGAGAAGUGAAGUUGUAAGUAUCUAUACUACCAAACCUUCUCGGAGUUGGCCAACUUUAGGGGUCGCUCGUCGUAUUCCUCUGAACUCCGGCUCGGACGAUACAUUUGACUUCGCGCGAAGAUGCAUUCAGGAUUGCCUUACCAAUACUAAGCAUAAAGCAUGCAGUCUGCCUCGGAAGUCGUCUGCAUCUACACCAAAGCGACUGCUUGACGUCGGACGUGCGACCGCACCCAUCCGUCUGAUUGACACUCAAGGGAAGGCUUUGGAGUACGCGGCCCUUUCUCACUGCUGGGGCACCGGCUCCCCUCUGAAAACCACCAAAUCAAACUGGAGGAAGUUGUCCUACGAUAUCUCUUUCGACUCCCUACCCCCAUUGUUCCAAGAUGCUGUCAUUAUCACACGACAGAUGGGGUUGCGCUACAUCUGGAUCGAUUCACUCUGCAUUAUUCAAGACUCAGCUCGCGACUGGGAGACUGAGUCUUUCAAGAUGGGGAGUAUAUAUGAAAAUGCUUUAUUCACGAUAGCUGCAACUGCUUCGCCCGACGGAGCUUCCCGCGCCUUGAAUGAUCGAGAGAAGCCCGUGAAACUCAACUUCGAGAACAUGGCAGGUGACGAAGUGGAUAUCCGCGCGAGAAGGGCGGAAGACCAUCAUCCGAGAAAUAAAGAAGAGCCUGCUAAUCUCGUUGGACCACUGACUACGAGAGCUUGGGCAUUGCAGGAGCAUGUUCUCAGUACAAGAAUCCUUCACUAUUCAAAAACAGAAUUGCUAUUUGAGUGCAGAACUUCCUUCCGCUGCGAAUGUUCACCAUCGCGAAAAUCACAGCCUACUACGCCCGCACUGAUCCCGACGGCGAUGGCGAAAUCGAACAAGCAACCUGAAGCGGUCUGGGACGCGUGGCACCGCGUCGUGGAGCAGUACUCUCGGAGGACCCUGACACAUCUGAAUGACAAGUUGCCAGCGAUAUCGGGAAUUGCUUGUAAGAUACAGAAAGCAACAUCGUCAAGGUAUAUUGCUGGAUUGUGGGAAGCAAACUUGGUAUUGGACCUCUUGUGGUCAACGACUUCGACCGCCGAUGCGCAUUAUUUCUCACCGGACAAAUAUCGAGCCCCGUCUUUCUCAUGGGCCAGCUUAGAUGUCCCUGUUGCCUUCGCAUCUUCAGACCAAGAGGAGCGUCAUUUCGUUGUGUCAACGAUCAUCCUGGUCGCUUCGUCUCUUUCAGUCACUGGUCUCAAUCCGCUAGGUGCCUUGUCGGAUGCAUCAAUUCGGGUACGCGGCCCCAUCAUGCAUGCAACACUGCUCUCUACGCAAAGAGAAGGUCUCUGGGAAUAUGUCUUGCUCCUGAAGGGUACCAGUGCGAUCACUAUCCAAAACGAUUGUUUACUCGUGGAAGACGUUAUAGGGGUUUCCUCCAGUCGCACGGCACAAUACAUCCGAAGGGCGCAAUGCGGGGACGUCCCUAAGGCUUUUAAGGCGCCUGUGAUUUGCUUGUGCGUCGCUCGACAUGACACAUGGAUAUCAGGUCUCGUUCUUGGGCUUGUCCGUCAAACGUUGAAUUGCUGGAAUCGUUUAGGCACAUUCGCGGCUGAGAGCGACGUCUUGCAGCGUGCAAAGGAGGAUGAGGUGCAAAUUACAUGA